This is a messenger RNA of Paramormyrops kingsleyae, 6388 nucleotides long. Its product is annotated as protein Shroom4-like. Lineage: Eukaryota; Metazoa; Chordata; Actinopteri; Osteoglossiformes; Mormyridae. The record is from RefSeq and is a predicted model, not a curated record. Gene Ontology annotation, biological process: actin filament organization. Gene Ontology annotation, cellular component: cortical actin cytoskeleton; apical junction complex; apical plasma membrane. Gene Ontology annotation, molecular function: actin filament binding.
CGACACGGACAACAAGCAGCGGGGGCAGCGCUUUCUGCAGUGGGUGGGUGGAGGUACCAUAAUUGCUGUAGUUGCGGGCAUCUGCGGCAGACGACGACUGCAGAAAGGCAGAGAAAACUCCAGCUAAUUAAGCCGCAAUGUAGUAGCGGUGAUGGAAACCGGGGACCUUCUCGACGCCGCAUGGACAGCCGCGAUCAUCUGAGGACGCGAGUGUCGCGGCCGGAGCAGCGCAUGGAGACGGUGGAGCAGCUCGUGUCCUUCCACCACAUCCAGGUCCAGCUGCACGGAGGGGCUCCGUGGGGAUUCACGCUGAAAGGAGGUCUGGAGCACGGGGAGCCGCUCAUCAUAACAAAAAUCGAGGAGGGUGGAAAGGCAGCACAGUGCAGGAAGCUGCGUGUGGGGGACGAGCUGGUGAACAUCUGCGGUUCCGAGCUCUACGGUUCACGCCAGGAGGCAUUGGUGCUCAUCAAGGGCUCCUACAGGACCCUGAGGAUGGUUGUGCGCAGACGGAACGUACCGGUUAUCAGACCCCACUCCUGGCACCUGGCCAAGCUGUUGGAGCCCCCCGGUAUCGGCCCAGACCCCCCCUCUGCCAUGCAGCUACACUCCAUGCCCUUCAGCGCACCGUGGCAUUCUGGUGGUGACAACAGUGACCCGUCGAUGCAGUGGAAUCAGCUGUCGGGACACUGCAGCACUGAUCACAGUGGCUCUCUGGGCAGUAUGGAGAGUCUGGACCUACCCAGUCAAGGCUAUUAUGAGAACCAGCUCUCUCCAGUGGACCCAGCCAUCUUCAACAACAAGCGGGACUCCGCCUACAGCUCUUUCUCAGCCAGCUCCAACACCUCGGACUGCACAGUGUCACUGCGGCACGGCGAGGCCGGCUCCACUGACAACCUGCUCCAGGGGCUGGGCCGCAAUGGCGAGAGUCGCCCUCUGCUGGUGGGCAGCAUGCUGAACGAGCAGCCUGGCUGCCUUUCCCAAACGCAGGAAACCAAGCCAGCGUCCGUCGGCUGCGAGGAGGAACAGGGUGGCACAGGAGCAGCGCGGGGGUGCCCACAGCCCCCCAUGCGCAGGGACAGCUUCCGGGCUACCAGGGGGCAUGUGGAAGCCCUAGACAAGCCCUCUGCCAAUCAUUCAAAUUCACCUGAAUGUCACACUGAAGAUCCACCCGCUGACCGGGACCUGAGUCCAAGGAGUUACCAGUGUGACUCGGGUGGCAAUGACGGGUGCGAGGGCGUUGGCCUGGAGCAGUACUAUACCCUCAGCUACAGGGACAGCAGCCCAGCUACAUGUCUGUCCGCCCCUGAGGCAGGCUCGCUGACCCCCAGUCCCACGCCACCAGAUGGUCAAAGCAGGGGGGGUUUUCAGACCUCCCUGAGGCAGCAUCUGACUGGAGGGCACAGGCACAGCGCCCCCGAAAAGCUCCUGUCUGAUCAGUUGCAGCAGCUGGAACUCUCCAGAAGGCUGUCCCGUCGCACUCCCUCACCCGGCCGCCAAUGUCCUGGGUCUCCUGCAAAGGAGCAGCCAGAUGUUCUCGAAAGCGGCCUCCAGGCCUCAAGGAGGUUGGAUGGAAGCAGGAGCUCCACACCUGCAUUGGGGCAGGAACCGGAACCUUCCGGAGAGCGUGUCCCGUGCACAUGGGGCCGCUCCCUCAGCGUGCCUGCAGGGACAACUGACGAAAGAGAGGGAAAACCCGAGGAAGCCUCCUCGCCGGUGGAAGUGCAGGCCGAGGAGUAUAAAGGCGCCGAACCGCAGCCCAAGCCUGGCUCGUCCCGACAACGCCGUUUGGCAAGGUCGCGGCGUCGCAACGAACGCUUCGCCACCAAUCUGCGCAACGAGAUCCAGCGCAAGAAGGCCCAGCUGCAGAAGAGUCGGGGGCCCGGUACACCUCUUUAUGGGGACGAGACUGUGGAGGAGGAGGAGAGUGGGGUCGAGUUACAGGAGUCAGAGGCUGCCUGCCCACUGUCUGCCCCCAGUGCGCCAGCCCUACAUGAUAGACUGUCUGCCCCUCAACCAUGCCCCCCAUCUCCAUCCACCAAGACCAGGUGUCCUCCGCCAGUGGCCCAGCGACCUCAAAUGAUCAGGCCUGCUUGUGCCCAAGUGGCGGAUGAGCCUGGCUCGGCAGGGAAGGUGCGGCGUUGGCGCUGGACGCCGGAGCAUAAACUGCAGCCCGAGGCAGCGCCUGAGCAGCAGAGUGACACGGGGGCACGGCCGAGCAGGGGCAGGACCACCUCCUCGCGCUCCUCCAGAACUGACGAGUGUGACAUCCUCCCGUUCGCUGACAGGAUGAGGUUCUUCGAGCAAACAAGCCGGAGCGUCUCGAUGUCCAGCCUACCGGGCUCCCAGGCACAGAAUCAGCGACACCACAGCUUGACCCGAAUGACCCCGCCGUGGAACACCUUGGUGACCAAUCAGAGGCGGUAUUCCUACCAGGGCUGUGCCCAGCGCCCUGCUGAGGGUCAUGGGCAGCGUGUGAGUGAGCGAGAGGAAGUCCGCCCCCCACCGGGAACCAAGAAAGACACUAGGCCCCAAAACCAUGCCCAGAGUUAUCCUCAACCACCCACAGAGCACCCAGAGUCCAGACACCCCCGGUCUGCCUUCCGCCCGGUGACCGCCCUGGGGUGUCAGGGCCGCCAGCCUUUGCACCCUGGGUACAGAUCCAUGCCAACAGAGGCACAUCCCUUGAAGAAGAAGGAACAAACCAACCUGAGCCGGAACUACAGUCUAACAGAAAGAGACAACCCUCGCUACAAAAGAGACAUCCAGCCAGCAGAUGGCGCUGGACAUCUGGGCUAUGAGAGUCGCUGGGGUGACUCCAAAGUCACUGCAGGGGAGCAGUGCUUGCAGCAAGGCCGUGCCCUGUCGGAGAAUGACGUAAGGCUGGGUGUGUGGCGGCCACGUGCACCCACGGGGGAGUUUGCGGGGCCCGUGCUGAGUGAGCUGGAGGAGAGCAGCCCAGGAUGCAGGAAGAAGAGGCUUCCUCCUCCCAGGCCACCGCCGCCCAACUGGGCAGAGUUCCACCGCCGGCGGGCGUCCCAACAAAACCUCUUCACGACCCCGUCGCCUCCCCCACCCCGGGACGCCCCUGGCCCCCAGUGCUCAGGCCCCCCUCGCAGAGAGAGCCCCCUACAGUCUGACCUUGAUGUGACCCGGCAGCGCUCCCACAGCCUGCCCCUGGGAGUGGAGACUGGGCAGUGCCAACGAUGUUCCCAGGAACACUUGGCCCCCGUGUGUGGCCCCACCUUCCCACAUGGGGCCUUUCGGCCAGUGGCUCCGCCGCCGAAGGAACCCGAACUGCCAAUCCAACACCCAGACCCACCCAGGCUGACCAACAGGCUCCGCCCAUUGGCAGAGCCCUGUCAAAGGUCAUGUGACUCAGGGACUGCAGGCCUUGCUGGUGGAGACCGGCCUACCCUCCUGAAACCUGUCUCCAUGGCGCAGCGUUGCACAGCGGAGUGGGACAGGAGGCCCCCGCAGGGUGGUCAUUGUGGGCCUUGGGACCCCGUGACAGGUAACACCCCCCACCAUAUGACAUCACCAUACGAGGCCAGAACCUCCACAAAUGCCACGACGUGGCACCAGGGGGAGCCGUGCAGCCUGCUGUCCACCAAGGAGACCGAACUCAGCCCUGCAUGCCCAGAGGAUAGCCAGCCGUUCGAGACGGACAUCGACGAGUUCCAGGACAGCUGCGGCGAAGACGAGGCUACGUUAGAGACGGAGGUGCAGGGUUUCGCUCAGCCAGCCAUGGUCCUGGAGACGGACAUAGACGUGCUGUCAGAGACAGAGCCCCGCCCACCCCCCUCUAUUCCCAGACACCCAUGCUGUCCGACAGAAGCCCUGUCGGCCGCCGACACCGAGUUUGGGAAUCGUGCUGACCUCCUGGCAGAGCUGCUGCCCCCUGCUGGACAGGAAGAGCAGAGGGCAGAGAUGUGGAGAGGUUGCCACCGCGUUAGCUUGGACAGCCUGGAAAGGCGGUCCAGACAGGGGCCACCUGGACCUCAGAUCUCGGGCCCCGGGCAUACCCACUGCUGCCCCGCAACCUGCAGUGCUAAGGAGCUGUCAGGGGGAGGCGACGAGGAGGACGACCAGGAGCUCUCCUAUAAGAAGCAGCUGAUGGAGAGCUUGAGGAGGAAGCUGGGGGUACUGAGGGAGGCGCAGCGGGGCCUGCAGGAGGAGGUGCGUGCCAACGCGCGGCUCGGCGAGGGGGUGGAGGCGCUGGUGCUCGCUGUGUGCAGGCCGGGUGAAGUGGACAAGUUCCGCAUGCUGGUUGGGGACCUGGACAAGGUGGUGAGCUUGCUGCUGUCGCUGUCGGGUCGGCUGCUGCGCGUGGAGAGCACACUGGAGGCCCUCGGGCCGGACGCAGGCCACCACGAGAAGCUCCCCCUGCAGGAGAAGAAGCAGCAGCUGCUGAGUCAGCUGGGCGAGGCGCGCGAGCUGAAGGAGCACGUGGACCGGCGGGAGCAGGCGGUGUGCCUGGUGCUGAGCCGCUGCCUCACGGCCGAGCAGCUCCGCGACUACAGCCACUUCGUCAAGAUGAAGGCUGCCCUGCUGGUGGAGCAGCGGCAGUUGGAGGACAAGAUCCGAUUGGGCGAGGAGCAGCUGCGCGGGCUGAAGGAGAGCCUGGGGCUGGGCCUCGGGCUGCCCCUGGACCUGGGCUCUGGCUACUACUGACUGCCUGGCUACAGUGACCAUUUUCCCCUGGGCCUGGGAUCAAGGUGUCUGCUAACUACAGGGCUACUUACGAAGGUGCUACUAACAGCUUGGGCUCCAGUCAUCACUGACCGCCGUCAGUGGACCCAGACAGGAGCCCCAGCAAGCAGCCAGUCAUGGCUUUCAGCUGCUAGUGUUUGCAAACACUCAGGCACUGUCGUCCGCAGUUCUCCAACCAGGACCGCUACUGAGUCCCGUCCCUGUCCCAGUGCCAUCUGACGUGACAGACGCACACCUUUCUGGACCUGGCCCGGCUCCCAUCACAGCCAGAACCCCCAUGGACACACGCUAUCUCACAGUGCAACACUUAUGCUCCCGUUUCCUGCGCUAUUUCUGGAGUGAGAUUUUUCCCAGCGGGCUGUGUGGGUAGACGGCGGAAAGCCGUAACUAGAAUGUUCCAGACGGUGACCAGAAAUGCAGAAAAAUUCUCAGAAUGCAAUUAAUAGGAAACACUAAUUUAGUGGUUCAGCAGGUGGCGCUGUGGCCUCACACCUUCAGGGUUGUGGUUUUGCUUCCUGUCCCCGCAUCGGGUUUACUGGAGUUUGUAAAUUGCUCAUAUUGUGUAUGUUCUGUACCAACUGGCAUUCUGUCCAUGGUGUCCCCCGGCCUAUUCCCUGUGCUUCCUGGGAUAGGCUCCAGUCCCACCACAAUCUUGUCCCGGAGAAGCGGAGAUGGAAAAUGGAAUGGAUUGGGUCAUUUUAUUCUAAAAUCUCAACUGAGUACCAAAGGGCUUUUAUUAAGCAUUCACGGUUGCAGUUCUGGAUCUCCCCAAAACUUGGAGCAAAGUCUGAGCUGUGUGGGUAUCCGGUGCCUGGACAAAUCCUGCAGAUAGAGGUCUGUUGUUCUGGAUCAGCAGUCGGCCCAGAAUGAACCUCCUCUCCCACGUGUCGGAAGCACGUCUUCAUAUGUAUGAGGCUCCCGAUCUCACUAUUUAUUUAUUUAUUCGUUUGUUCUCUAAAGCCCCCACCAUGUUUCUCACAGACCCACUGGCAUACUGACUCACCCCGUCCACAGACCGGCCUCCCAAAGCUGUGGUGAGUCCUAGGAGACCAGUUCCCAUGCCUGACUUUCUGCAGGAUACCAAAGUUGAAUUAUUUGUGUAUUUUUGGUUCCAGAAAAUACUGUAUGUAGCUUUUAGGGCUAUGAGGACUUUAUUGUAAUUUCGUCUAAAGCUCAUGGGCACUGCAGCGUUUUGUAUAUUUGUACAGUCGUUUUUUUUUGCAGAGCAGACUAGAGUUUGUCGGUCGACACGGAUAUUUACUGACUAUCGUUUAGAAUUCAAGUUGCUGUUUUUGGAUGAGGAUGAGCUAAUCCUGGUAGGGACUCUGUUUCUCACCGUUAACCUGCGGGGCACAAACUGGAUGCAAUCCAAUAGAGAGAAAUUACAAUGCUGCUUAUUACUAUUGCCUUAUAAAUGUUUGCUCCAAAAAAUUCUCUGUGUAUUAAUUUUAUUGUGAUAUCAGUUCAGUUCAGAAGUGCUGAGAGUCAUUUUGUGCCUAAGCAGAAUGUAAGUAUAUAACCAUUAUGCACAUUAUGUGGACUCUGUACCCGCUGUACCCACUGUACCCGCUGUACCCGCUUGCACCCGAACUAGUUAUGAAUGGCUGUAUACCAACAGAAAGACCAUUCACUGUUUUUUUAUGACUAUAUGUAUCAUAAAUAAUAUUUAAUCAAAACA